Messenger RNA from Lodderomyces elongisporus, 960 nucleotides. It is a transcript of the gene DOT5, whose product is annotated as thioredoxin peroxidase. Bases 1 to 960 code for a protein of 319 amino acids. The record is from RefSeq and is a predicted model, not a curated record. Lineage: Eukaryota; Fungi; Ascomycota; Pichiomycetes; Serinales; Debaryomycetaceae. Gene Ontology annotation, biological process: cell redox homeostasis; cellular response to oxidative stress. The transcript has a single exon. Gene Ontology annotation, cellular component: cytoplasm. Gene Ontology annotation, molecular function: thioredoxin peroxidase activity.
AUGACCGAAUUACGCCGUUCAGCAAGAGUUGCCUCAAGAUCAAGUACAACGCAAGAAGAGCCCGCCACAGUUACUCAGCCACCAGUGAAGAAAGCUAAGGUGGAAAGUAAUGGCAAUGAAAAAACCAACGCUUCUGCUGCCGAUUAUAGUGAAGACUCCAGUGAGAUUCAAAUUGGCGACAACAUUCCUGAUAUCACUUUGUUGAAUCAGGAUAACAAAGAAGUUAACCUUUCUUCCGUAGCUGCAGACCAUAAAUAUGUCGUAAUUUUUGCUUACCCAAAAGCUUCAACCCCAGGUUGUACACGCCAAGUGUGCGGAUUCCAAAAGAAUUACAAAUUUCUUCACGAUAACAAUGUUGCCGUAUUUGGACUUUCCGCAGAUGAACCAAAAGCACAAAAGAGUUUCCAAACCAAACAGGGAGCUGAGUAUGAUUUGUUGAGUGAUCCAAAGAAAGAAUUGAUUGGAGUCUUGGGAGCUAAAAAGCAACCAACUGGUACAAAGAGAUCACACUGGAUCUUCAAAGAUGGUGCAUUGGUUGUAAAGAAAAUACAAAUAUCACCAGAGCAAAGUAUUGACGGUGCUAAAGAAGAGAUUGAAAAGUACAUUGCUGAAGAAGGUGAAGAAAAUGGAAGUAAAGAGGAUGGAGCUAGUGCUGAAAAGGAUACCAAAACUGCUAAUGGCCAAGACUCUGAUGCUGGUGAUGCCGCAACUUUGAAACCAGAAGCUGGAGUGGGAGCUCAGGAGAAUGGUGGUUACGAAGAAGAUGUUGAAGAUGAUGCUACGCUGAAGGAUCCUAUUGUUUCAGAUGCUGUAAAGGAUGUUGAAAACAAGGCUGCAACUGGGGAGUACGACAAUUUAAAGAAAGAAGCAGCAGCAGAGACUGAGGGUGCUGAUAGUGCAAAAGGUCCAGUAGACCAAGUAGUUGAAGACGCAAUCAAAGACGCUGAAGAAAAAAUUUAG